UGCUAGAUCUCGAUAGGCAAGCACUAUUUUAGCAGGACCAUUAAAAAUAAAUCAGUCUAGUGUGUUCACAGGGUUGACUGGACUAAGCAAUUACACUUCUUUUUCUCCUAUUUUAUUUAACAGCUCUCAACAGACAUUUCUCAUCAGCUGAAACUAUUUACACCUGAAUUGGUUGAAAAUUGUGACCAGGAUGAAUACUGGUUUUUCUGCCCUUGUCCUGGUCAGUUUAUGUGCAAAUUGACCAAAAUUGUGUUUGAGAUGGAAAGUGAAGGGGAAGUGAAGUACAGAAUAAUCUCCUGGGACAAUAAGCUCUUAAACAAUUUACCCCAAAAGGAACCUGCAGGACCUCUGUAUAAUAUUGACGGUCCUGAAGGUUCAGUCCGUCGUCUGCACUUCCCACAUUGUGAGAUUGGUAAAGGCAAGGAGAAACUGACUGUAGCACAUGUGGCUGAUGGUAAAGUGGAGAUCAUUCAGCCACAAACAGUGACAGACACACAUGUGAUCAUAAACAUUCAGAGUCUCUCCCCAUUUGGUUUAAUUUUCCCACGCAGUGAAACUUCCAUCAGAGCCCAAGUUCUACUGUUCUACAAAAAAAAGACAGAACACUGCAAGAGUAAACUGAACAUCCACCUGCUGCCAGCAAAUGUGCCAGUAAAAGAGGUACAGAAACAACACAAGAGCUACACGUACAUUGACACAACCUCCACUUGUGAUCUGACCCCUAGACGAAAGUACAGACUACGCUAUACAAAUACUGUCAAUACUGACAAUACUGUACUCCAACCAAAGGUAGUGAAAUUUCAACGGGACUGUGGCCCCAACUAUCACCCCACAUUUGAGAUUUUGAACAUUGAGGCUGCUGAAGUCACAUUGAUUCUUUCUGAAAAAAAAGGCAAGGAAGUGUGGACACGAUUUGUAGACUUGAUUACAGAGCCAAACUCAACCAUACCAGAUAUAGCAGGUGCUGACUUUGUGGAUGAACACAGAGAAACACUCAUUCAGAGAUUUCCGUCAGUGAUGGAGUUUGCAGACUGUCUGAUAGGCAAGAACAUGAUUUCUACGGAGAUGUACGAAAACAUUAAGGCAAAGUCAACACCUCAGGAUAAAAUGAGAGAACUGUACACAUGUCUCGACUCAGUGGGAAGAGCGGCAAAGCAAGAAUUCCAUAACAUCCUUGAAAUGAACUACAGCUGUUUAGUUAGUGAACUUGGUGAACUUAGUGUUCACUUAGUGAACACUUAAUGGAGUAAAUCACACACAUCCUAAAGAUCUCUGUAGAUAACAUGGGUUCUCCUUUUCUAGUUUGCAACAGAAAACCUUGUUGAAAUGUAUAAUUAUUUCAUUAUUGCUUAAAUUGUUCAUUUGUGCAACUAUGAAUAUGAUAUAUAAAGAUAAAUCUUCUUACCUCAAUCUCAAAUCAUUUCCACAUCUUGGUGCAACAAAAAAGGCUUACAUUUGUGAUUAUCAUGUGAUUGUUCUAGUAUUUUGCUUUC
Messenger RNA from Hemibagrus wyckioides, 1493 nucleotides. Its product is annotated as NACHT, LRR and PYD domains-containing protein 1b allele 2-like. The record is from RefSeq and is a predicted model, not a curated record. Bases 229 to 1242 code for a protein of 337 amino acids. The transcript is spliced from 7 exons. NCBI's taxonomy places the organism in Eukaryota, Metazoa, Chordata, Actinopteri, Siluriformes, Bagridae. Gene Ontology annotation, biological process: inflammatory response; innate immune response; regulation of apoptotic process.